Messenger RNA from Heterobilharzia americana, 429 nucleotides. The record is from the annotation of a GenBank genome assembly. NCBI's taxonomy places the organism in Eukaryota, Metazoa, Platyhelminthes, Trematoda, Strigeidida, Schistosomatidae.
AUGGGAUUCAUGGAAGUGCCCUACAUAAAUUGGAUGAAGAACUUUAGCGUUUAUGAGACUCCUUCUCACAUUUAUCUCAUUGGUUCCGAUGCUGAUGAAAGCUAUUUUCGAGUUCUCAAAAUUGACCGUUCUCCAGUUCCAUUGGGCUAUGAUAAUUUGUGGAUGGACAAGGAGUGCAGCGGUUCUGAAGCAACUGUUGAGGCAGAAACUUUAAUUGAUCGCAUAUGGCGCCUCAAUAUUAUAGAGGAUCCUCACAUUUAUUCGAGAUCAGAAGUAGCUCGAUUGCUACAUACCAUUCAAGCAGCUAGUCGGACCUUCAUCCGAAAACUGAUUGUCAUGGUAGCCACAAGUCAGAAGCAUCAAGCUCUCCUAAGUGGUCACGUUUCAGUUCACUGUUUUCAAAACGUCGAUCUCAAGAUCAUCCCCUAG